Molecule: messenger RNA, 2247 nt
Organism: Iphiclides podalirius (scarce swallowtail)
Lineage: Eukaryota; Metazoa; Arthropoda; Insecta; Lepidoptera; Papilionidae
Source: the annotation of a GenBank genome assembly
AUGUUGUGUAGAUCAUUAUCUGCGUUACAUAAUUUAACAAAUAGGUCAAAACAACCGCAAUUAAAACAUUUCAAUGCUGAAUACAAAGCUGCAUUGGCACUUUUUAGAAGAUCAAAUUUACCACAUGUUACAACUCUCUUCAGCAACAAACCUAAUGCAAGGAAUUUUCAUACCAGUCCAUCAAGUUACAAUGAAAAUGCGAAUAAAGAUAAGGAUAAUAAAGAUAAAAAGAAAAAUGAUGACUCAACAAUACCUUCACUGCUGAUGAAAGCAGCCUUUUGGAUGUUCACAACAACUAUCCUUAUUAUUAUGAGCACCUUGCUGGUACCCGGGGACAACACACAAAAUGAGCUGAUUCGCUAUGUGUCCUGGAAUGAAUUUGUCUACAACAUGUUGGCAAAAGGUGAGGUGGAGCAACUCAUAGUGAGGCCAGAUAUAGAGGUGGUCACCAUCAUUCUCUAUGAAGGUGCCAUUAUUAAGGGAAAAAGAGCAACUCAUCGGGUUCAUCAUAUGAAUGUGGGAGACAUCCAUCGCUUCGAGGAAAAGCUCCGUGAGACUGAAAAGAGCUUAGGAGUUAAAGAAGGAGUGCGUGUCAUUUACGACAGGAACGGUGGACUCGCAGGCAAGAUCAUCACCACACUGCUUAUCGGGGCCGUGCUGGUGUCUCUUCUGUACUCGAGCAAAAACAUGCGGAUGAACAUAAACCUUGGAGGCUUUAGCCAGUUGAGCCGCGCCAAGUUCACCCUGGUGGACUCUAUGAGCGGCCAGGGCAGAGGCGUCAAGUUCGAAGACGUCGCCGGCUUGAGGGAGGCGAAGAUCGAAGUCAUGGAGUUCGUGGAUUACCUGAAGAGGCCGGAGCACUACAAGAGCCUUGGCGCUAAGGUCCCGAAGGGCGCUUUGCUGCUUGGGCCCCCCGGAUGCGGGAAGACCCUGCUGGCGAAGGCUGUGGCCACUGAGGCCAACGUGCCCUUCUUGUCCAUGAACGGUUCGGAGUUCAUUGAGAUGAUUGGCGGUUUGGGCGCCGCCAGAGUGAGGGACCUGUUCAAGGAGGCCGCCUCUAGGGCGCCGUGCAUCGUGUACAUAGACGAGAUGGACGCCGUGGGCCGCGCCAGGUCCACUGGCGGAACAUGGGGACCGGGCGGCGGGGAGAGCGAGCAGACGCUCAACCAGCUCCUGGUCGAGAUGGACGGCAUGAAGAGCCGCGAGGGCGUCGUGGUGCUCGCCUCCACCAACCGGGCGGACGUGCUCGAUAAGGCUCUGUUGCGUCCGGGGCGCUUCGAUCGGCACAUCCUGAUAGACCUGCCCACUUUGCAAGAGAGGGAGGAGAUAUUCAAGAGACACUGCAAGAGCAUCGUGCUGGAGGAGUUGCCGCCUUACUACAUGAAACGGAUGGCGUACCUGACUCCAGGUUUCAGCGGUGCGGACAUAGCCAACGUGUGCAACGAGGCGGCCCUCCACGCGGCCCGCCACAAGCAGAACAUAGUGCGCGCUGCCGACCUUGAGUACGCCAUCGAGAAGGUUGUCGGUGGCACGGAGAAGCGUAGCCAUGCCAUGUCUCCGGCGGAGAAGAGGAUUGUGGCGUACCACGAAUCCGGCCACGCCCUCGUGGGCUGGAUGCUGGAGCACACAGACGCCCUGCUGAAGGUGACCAUCGUGCCGCGCACCAACCUCGCCCUGGGCUUCGCCCAGUACACCACCUCCGACCAGAAGCUGUACUCCAAAGAAGAGCUAUACGACCGGAUGUGCAUGGCGCUUGGAGGCAGGGCGGCCGAAGCCAUCACCUUCAACUCUGUCACCAGCGGCGCUCAGAACGACCUCGACAAGGUCACCAAAAUCGCAUACGCGCAGGUGAGGGUCUACGGCAUGUCGCCCGAGGUCGGUCUGCUCUCGUUCCCGGACAAGGAGCGCGGCAAGAGCCCCUUCAGCAACAAGCUGAAGAACCUAAUAGACCUGGAGGCGCGGAAGCUGAUCGCCAACGCGUACUACCGCACCGAGGAGGUGCUCAGGGCCAACGAACACAAGCUUAGAGACCUGGCCGAGGCGCUGCUGAAGAAGGAGACGCUCAACUUCGAGGAGGUGAGCGCGAUCCUCGGACCGCCGCCGUUCCCCGGGAAGAAGUUCAUAGACCCCGUCGAGUUCGAGAACAACCUGAGGAGCUUGGAGAGCGCUGCCACGCCCAACGAGAGUGAAGCGAUAGGGGCGCCCUCGCGUAAACAGGAGAGCGAGCAGGGCGUGCAGCAGUUUGUG